CUCGGCGCUGCGCGGAGCAUGUCGGCGCUGCGGCGCAAGCUGGGCGAUGAGUACCAGGUGGUGAGCACCUCGGCCAGCGGCGGAGGCCUCCCGCCCCCGCGCAGCGCCCCGCGGGGGAAGCGGCAGCGCUUCGUGGACAAGAACGGGCGCUGCAACGUGCAGCACGGCAACCUGGGCGGCGAGACCAGCCGCUACCUGUCCGACCUCUUCACCACGCUGGUGGACCUCAAGUGGCGCUGGAACCUGUUCAUCUUCAUCCUCACCUACACCGUGGCCUGGCUCUUCAUGGCCUCCAUGUGGUGGGUGAUCGCCUACAUGCGCGGGGACCUCAACAAGGCGCACGACGACAGCUACACCCCGUGCGUGGCCAACGUGUACAACUUCCCCUCCGCCUUCCUCUUCUUCAUCGAGACCGAGGCCACCAUCGGCUACGGCUACCGCUACAUCACCGACAAGUGCCCCGAGGGCAUCAUCCUCUUCCUCUUCCAGUCCAUCCUGGGCUCCAUCGUGGACGCCUUCCUGAUCGGCUGCAUGUUCAUCAAGAUGUCGCAGCCCAAGAAGAGGGCGGAGACGCUGAUGUUCAGCGAGCACGCCGCCAUCUCCAUGCGCGACGGCAAGCUCACGCUCAUGUUCCGCGUGGGCAACCUCCGCAACAGCCACAUGGUCUCGGCGCAGAUCCGCUGCAAGCUGCUCAAGUCCCGGCAGACUCCGGAGGGGGAAUUCCUGCCGCUGGAUCAGCUGGAGCUGGACGUGGGGUUCAGCACCGGGGCUGACCAGCUGUUCCUGGUGUCCCCGCUCACCAUCUGCCACGUCAUCGACUCCAAGAGCCCCUUCUACGACCUCUCGCAGCGCAGCAUGCACACGGAGCAGUUCGAGAUCGUCGUCAUCCUCGAGGGCAUCGUGGAGACCACGGGGAUGACGUGCCAAGCCAGGACGUCCUACACGGAAGACGAGGUGCUCUGGGGCCACCGCUUCUUCCCGGUGAUCUCCCUGGAGGAAGGGUUCUUCAAGGUGGAUUAUUCCCAGUUCCACGCCACGUUCGAGGUGCCCACCCCGCCCUACAGCGUGAAGGAGCAGGAGGAGAUGCUCCUCAUGUCCUCGCCCCUGAUCCCGCCCGCCGUCAGCAACAGCAAGGAGAGGAACAACUCCGUGGAGUGCCUGGAUGGGCUCGACGAGGUGGGCACAAAGCUGCCCUCAAAACUGCAGAAAAUCACCGGGAGGGACGACUUCCCGAAAAAACUGCUCAGGAUGAGCUCCACCACCUCGGAGAAGGCCUACAGCAUGGGCGACCUGCCCAUGAAACUCCAGCGCAUCAGCUCGGUGCCCGGCAACUCCGAGGAGAAGCUGGGCUCCAAGACCACCAAGAUGAUGUCGGAUCCCAUGAGCCAGUCGGUGGCGGAGCUGCCCCCCAAGCUGCAGAAGCUCUCGGGGGGCGGGGGCAGGAUGGAGGGGAACCUCCCGCCCAAACUGCGCAAAAUGAACUCCGACCGCUUCACAUAACGCGCCGGCGCCGGCGGGAUCCCACGCGGCUGGGGC
Molecule: messenger RNA, 1536 nt
Organism: Hirundo rustica (Barn swallow)
Lineage: Eukaryota; Metazoa; Chordata; Aves; Passeriformes; Hirundinidae
Gene: KCNJ3
Product: potassium inwardly rectifying channel subfamily J member 3
Exons: 3
Coding region: 19-1500 (493 amino acids)
Biological process (GO): regulation of monoatomic ion transmembrane transport; potassium ion import across plasma membrane
Cellular component (GO): plasma membrane
Molecular function (GO): G-protein activated inward rectifier potassium channel activity
Source: RefSeq, a predicted model, not a curated record